Messenger RNA from Onthophagus taurus, 1025 nucleotides. RefSeq names its product mitochondrial ribosomal protein L15 (gene mRpL15). The record is from RefSeq and is a predicted model, not a curated record. Gene Ontology annotation, cellular component: mitochondrial large ribosomal subunit. Gene Ontology annotation, biological process: translation. Gene Ontology annotation, molecular function: structural constituent of ribosome. NCBI's taxonomy places the organism in Eukaryota, Metazoa, Arthropoda, Insecta, Coleoptera, Scarabaeidae.
GUAACUAACUUCACUAAGUUGCCAACUGUCAAUCUUAAAACACGACGUAACCUAACCUCAAAUAUAAAUUUUUCAUUUUCAGAUCUAAAUAAUACAAAAUAUGUCGAAAAAUAUAAUUGAAAAAGCAUUAACAAUGCUUCGUGCACUCCCUAGAGUGUCGUUAGCGAAUAUUAGAGAUAAUCCAGGGGCGCGAAUGUGCAAAAAAAGAGGUAGAGGACAACACGGUGGUGAUAAACAUGGUGCUGGCAAUAAAGGAUCCCUUCAAAGACAAAACUAUACCAGAUUAGGUUAUGAAACAGGCAAUAAUCCCUUUUAUUUAAGAUUUCCAAUGGAACCUUACUACAAAGGUCAUCAUUUGAGGCGCCAAUAUCCACCAAUUACACUUUUAAGGCUCCAAACGAUGAUUGAUACUAAUCGUAUUGAUACUUCAAAACCAAUUGAUUUAACUGCUAUUUUAAAUACUGGUUUAUACACAUUGCAUCCAGAUCAAAGGCAAUUUGGGGUUAAUUUAACUGAUGAAGGUGCAGAUAUCUUCAAAGCAAAAAUUAAUAUUGAAGUACAAUGGGCUAGCGAAUUGGUUAUUGCUGCUAUUGAAAGAAACGGUGGUGUUAUAACAACCGCUUAUUAUGACAUGCAUAGCAUACAGGCGAUGAUGAAUACUAAAAAGUUUUUUGAAAGAGGUGUCCCAAUCCCAAGGAGGAUGGUACCGCCACAAGAUGCUAUUGAGUAUUACUCAGAUCCUGUUAAUAGGGGAUAUUUAGCUGACCCUGAGAAAAUUUCGCAAGAACGAUUGGUUUUAGCACAAAAAUAUGGGUAUACGCUACCGAAAAUUGAGGAAGAUAACGAUUAUGCAAUGUUGAGUGAGAGGAAGGACCCUAGACAGAUAUUUUAUGGGUUACACCCAGGAUGGAUGAUUAAUUUAAAGGAUAAAGUUAUUUUGAAACCGCAAGAAGAAGAAUUGUUGCAACAUUAUUGUUCGUAAUGAUGUAUUUUUAGAGUAGUAAAAUAAAUGAGUACAGUUUCAA